This is a messenger RNA of Diaporthe batatas, 1044 nucleotides long. RefSeq lists its product as uncharacterized. NCBI's taxonomy places the organism in Eukaryota, Fungi, Ascomycota, Sordariomycetes, Diaporthales, Diaporthaceae. The record is from RefSeq and is a predicted model, not a curated record. Gene Ontology annotation, molecular function: protein binding. Bases 1 to 1044 code for a protein of 347 amino acids. The transcript has 5 exons.
AUGGCCCCUCUCGCAGGCUUACCGGACCCCAACACUUUGAAUGUGUUUUCCUACUAUGAUCCACACGUGGAUAAAAUGAUUCCUAUUGUUUCCAAUGACAAUAAACAUCCUAGGGUGAUCGAUGAUUUUCUCGUUGACCCUUCCGACUGGGAAGCUGUCAGCCGCGGUGGCUUGCACUACGGCAAUAGAUCAUCCUCACCCGUCGGAGCCAAGACGGUCGAUGAAGUCCUCGGGCAUAACACCGGGAAUCUCGGCUGCUUUGUGUGUGGAAAAAGAGGAGAUGCUUGCCAUGGACAGGCCUGCAUCGACAUUGCGAAAGACCGGUUCCGAGAUGAAACCGACCACAGACUCCAAAUCAGAAAAGCCAGGUGGGGCUUUGGAGUAUUUGCCCGAGAGGAUAUACCAAAAGGCACUCUGAUCGGCGAGUAUCUGGGCCGCCUUGUGCCUUUUCAUCCUUGCCCUCGCGUCGAAAGCGCCUACGUUUAUGUGAUCACCGGCCGGGCUGAAUGCGACGCAGAGACGUAUUGCAAUAUCACCCAUUUCAUCAACCACAACUGCAACUGCAACACCAACCCAGUCACGGCCAUGUACGGCGGGCGGGCCGUGGUGGUCUUCAGCACGAAGCGCGAAAUCGCCGCCGGCGAGGAGAUCACAAUCGACUACGGGCCCGAGUACUUCCACAGGGACUUCCCCUGCGAGUGCGACGCCUUCGACUACCCCCACACGUCGGAGGCGUACCGCAGACGCAUCUCCCCUGACGGCAACGUCUCCCCGCAGUGCGUCAGGAAAUCGGCCGCCAACAGGCAGAAGGCCCUGUUCGGCCCCGUGCGGAAGUCAGACAGACAGGGGGGCCCAAUCCCAAGGAAACAGGAGGUUGGAGGGCCCGAAUCGGGACCUGGCGGUGGUGCUGCCCCUGCGGAGGUGCCUGCUCCCAGGGUGAAGCGGCGGCUGACGUCUCUGGGGCUGAGAUCCGAGAGGAGACCUGGAGGAUGGCGGCCGCAACUUGGAAGGAUGAGCUGGAAGUGCUCCUAUGUACUCAAUUGA